This is a messenger RNA of Tetrapisispora phaffii CBS 4417, 735 nucleotides long. It is a transcript of the gene RRG7, whose product is annotated as Rrg7p. The coding region runs from base 1 to 735 and encodes 244 amino acids. Gene Ontology annotation, cellular component: mitochondrion. The transcript has a single exon. The record is from RefSeq and is a predicted model, not a curated record. NCBI's taxonomy places the organism in Eukaryota, Fungi, Ascomycota, Saccharomycetes, Saccharomycetales, Saccharomycetaceae.
AUGUUAAAUAAGUUUCUAAGAAGACUGCCGCAACGCCGAUAUAUUAAUAAUGACAAUCUGGUUAAAUAUAUUAAGGAUAAUGAGCUAAUAAAGGACUCUAAAGUAUUUCAAGGGACUCUAUACGAAUAUACAGUAAUAAGAGAAUUGGAACAAAAAUUAUUGAUGAACCAACUUAAGAAGGUGGGUGGUGCUCACGAUGGUGGGGUUGAUAUAACUGGGAAAUGGGCAGUAGGAAAGAUUUUUCAUAGUUUACAAGAUCGGAAUCUUAUAAAUAUUGAUAAUCAUACUCCAAAAAGGUUUGUCAUUAACGAUAGAAGUGCUAUGCCUAUAUAUCAGAAGUUCAUUGGCCAAAACGCUGUGAAAAACCCUAGACCGUUAGAUAUUCUAGUUCAAUGCAAAGCAUUUUCGCUGUCAAAAAUUGGUCCUAAGCAUAUAAGAGAAUUAGUUGGAACAUACUGGUCCAAAGUCUCACCAAAGAAAGUGAAUAGGACGUUUAUGAUGAUAUGUUCGCCUCAUUUACCAACAAGAGAAGGGUUGAAACUUUUGAACUCUUGUAAUAUACCAUUGUUAUACGUACAAGUUGGCAUGUUAAAUCUUAUGAACAAUGAGUACGACUUGGAGAAGUCGGGAUCUCUAUUGAACUACUAUGAGAAUGAAUAUGCAUCGAAACUAUUACAGAAUAUUGGAAUUAAAGAAUGGCUUCGAUUGAAAGGUCACAAGAAUUGGGAAGGUUAA